UCUCUGUCGUUUUUCUUUCGUCAUGCCUGAGCCAGCCAAGUCCGCUCCGGCCCCCAAGAAGGGCUCUAAAAAAGCUGUAACCAAGGUCCAGAAGAAAGAUGGCAAGAAGCGCAAGCGGAGCCGGAAAGAGAGCUAUUCUGUGUACGUGUACAAAGUGCUGAAGCAGGUGCACCCCGACACCGGCAUCUCGUCUAAGGCUAUGGGAAUCAUGAAUUCCUUUGUCAACGACAUCUUCGAGCGCAUCGCGGGCGAGGCCUCUCGCCUGGCGCAUUACAACAAGCGCUCGACCAUCACCUCCCGGGAGAUCCAGACGGCCGUGCGCCUGCUGCUGCCGGGAGAGCUGGCCAAGCACGCCGUGUCCGAGGGUACCAAGGCUGUCACCAAGUACACCAGCUCCAAGUAAAUCGUGAAAGCAUCGU
Molecule: messenger RNA, 419 nt
Organism: Lemur catta (Ring-tailed lemur)
Lineage: Eukaryota; Metazoa; Chordata; Mammalia; Primates; Lemuridae
Product: histone H2B type 2-F
Exons: 1
Coding region: 23-403 (126 amino acids)
Cellular component (GO): nucleosome
Molecular function (GO): DNA binding; protein heterodimerization activity; structural constituent of chromatin
Source: RefSeq, a predicted model, not a curated record